CACUACCAUAGGGUGCCAGCCAACAUUUCUUAAAUUAAUUAAAAAUCAGCCAGGCAUUUUUUAAACCUUUAAACUGCAGAAGAUGAAGGUCAGAGUAUGGGGCAACGUCAGUAACAGAAUUACAGGUAAUCUGUGAACAUGACUGAUUUUUAGUGAAUUUUAACAGAUUAUGAGAACUCAGAGAAAAAAAAUCCAAAAGGCAUCUGGUUUCCCCCUCUCUUUAGACUUUGAGCUCACUAUUCUCUGUGACUGUUUUGUGUAUCGCCAUGAAAAUUGAGAGGGUUGUUAAGCAAGCGUUUCUGAGUUCAGGACUAUAAGUUUUGUAAGGUUUUGUUUUGAAAUGAGCUUAUGGGAAGCCUCAGAAGGGCAUGGGGGGUAUUUUCAAUUUAACAUUGCGGAAUGUGAAAAAUCCACGCUGGCCACAGUAGUAUUCUGCCGCUCUCGUGGCUGUAUAAUCAUGAUAGAAGUGUGUCGCCUGGGCAGGGGAUGUUACGAGUGCCAAACACUGUGGGACCCAAACGAUGCAUGGGAGUUAGUUUCUGGCUGCAUGCAGGAGGAGGCCAUUGUUUCUCGGAGCCUCUAAGCUGCUUUAAACGAUUCUUCUUUGUGUUUUGGGAGAAGGUGUCUCUUCCUGAGCGACGGCCGUGCCAAUGUGUGUGGUGCGUUUUGCACAAGUGCGAAGGAGUGGUUCCCUGCCCCAAAGAGCACGCAGCGCAAAAGAUAACACGGGCGAGAAAGCAGAACUACAGAGACAUUGGGGAAGAAAAUGUUACUGCCUUGUCGUCUGGAGGCUGAGUUCCUGUGAGGGGGUCCAGGUGAGGCAGCUUGGGGCCCUCCAAGCGUCUUUGGCUGGCCACGUCUUCCGAAACAUCUGGCAAAGGCUGCAUUGAGGGGGAGACGUAAGGAUGCCCCAGGCGGUUGAUGUUUAGCAGCUAGAGGGGAGCCGGCUCCCCCACAUGCCUCCCGCCCUCCACUACAUCCGCCUCCUUCGCAGGGAGGGCGCCCAAGCUUUUCAACAGAGCAGCUCUCCUGGGAGCGCAGAGUACUGGGUUUUCAUUCUAAGUAACCCCGACACGGCAUAUGAUGGAAAGCGCUGUCCCCGCCUGGCAGAUGGAGACGGAGAGGAGGAGAGGCGGCUGGGGGACGGUCCAGGUGGCUCCAGAAGGUCAGUAAGAUGCACUGUGGCUGCGUCCCCGAGGGGGUCCCUUCUCUCCCCAGCUCCUACUGGAUAUCAGGCCUGGCCUUCCCAGACUGGGCUUACAAGGCCGAAUCCAGCCCCGGCUCCCGCCAGAUCCAGCUCUGGCACUUUAUCCUGGAGCUGCUUCAGAAGGAGGAGUUCCGGCACGUCAUCGCCUGGCAGCAGGGGGAGUACGGGGAGUUUGUCAUCAAGGACCCCGACGAGGUGGCGCGGCUGUGGGGCAGGCGGAAGUGCAAGCCCCAGAUGAACUACGACAAGCUGAGCCGGGCCCUCAGGUAUUAUUACAACAAGCGCAUCCUGCAUAAGACCAAAGGCAAGAGGUUCACCUACAGGUUCAACUUCAGCAAACUGAUCUUCAUCAACUACCCGCUGUGGGGCAUCCCGUCUCCUUCCCGGCCACUGUUGAUGGGGGCUGCCGGGAUGUACCGACCUCAUGGGGGGAGUGUCAGUGCACAGACAGAAGUACCUGAAGGGGUAGAAAGUGGGUUCUGGCAGCUACAUAAGGGGGGAGAGCUUUGGGGGGGAGGAAAGCCCCGGCCCCUCGAUCCUCUCCGGAGCGCCGGACGGCAAAUCAAGGCAGGGCGAGCGCGCCACGUUCCCGCAGACGCGCGUUGGGAAGAGCGCAGCGCCUUGGAGAGGCUCCGCCGGGAGGGGGGAGCCCGGAGCGAGGAGGGAGCGCGCAGCCCCAGCCUAUGGCCCAGCCGGUGCCCGGCGUGCGGGGCCACUGAGCCGCCCCGCCGCCGGCCGGAGCGGCGAGAACAGCAGCGCCAGCAGCGCAGCAGCAGCUGCUCCGAGUCCUUGCCUGCUGCCAAGGUCAGUGCGACCGUAGGCGAGGACGGGGGCGCGGCGCGAUGA
Rhineura floridana is the source of this 2053-nucleotide messenger RNA. RefSeq names its product ETS translocation variant 3-like protein. Gene Ontology annotation, molecular function: DNA-binding transcription factor activity, RNA polymerase II-specific; sequence-specific DNA binding. The record is from RefSeq and is a predicted model, not a curated record. Lineage: Eukaryota; Metazoa; Chordata; Lepidosauria; Squamata; Rhineuridae. Gene Ontology annotation, cellular component: nucleus. Gene Ontology annotation, biological process: cell differentiation; regulation of transcription by RNA polymerase II. Bases 1175 to 2053 code for a protein of 292 amino acids. The transcript is spliced from 9 exons.